Pyrus x bretschneideri (Chinese white pear) is the source of this 992-nucleotide messenger RNA. RefSeq names its product thioredoxin-like protein slr0233. Gene Ontology annotation, cellular component: cytoplasm. The record is from RefSeq and is a predicted model, not a curated record. The transcript is spliced from 5 exons. Lineage: Eukaryota; Viridiplantae; Streptophyta; Magnoliopsida; Rosales; Rosaceae. Gene Ontology annotation, molecular function: protein-disulfide reductase activity; oxidoreductase activity, acting on a sulfur group of donors, disulfide as acceptor. The coding region runs from base 169 to 693 and encodes 174 amino acids.
CAACACCGUAAUAUAUCUCCUCUUGGCGAGCCGGAAGAGCAAGUGUCUUUGUUCUUCGCUGGAAGUAUUUUUCUGUUCAUUUUCUUUUCCGAAUUCCGAUUAUCCAAACGGGAGCGAGGAAGAAGAAUCCGUCGGACAAAAUCUCACUGACGGGAGCAUCCAAUCCAAAUGGCGGUUUCCGUGACGGCGUCCACGAUUCUUUCUCUCAGCUCUGACCGUACGACUCGCUUAGCUGCGGCGGCGGCCUCAUCCUCCUCCUCUUCUUGUUCAAAACUGUCUUCCUCUACUUCGCUGCGAUUUCCGGCGCAGCUUCGACGUGUUCGGAUCGGAAGUCAGGACUCACGGCCUUGGCGUCUUUCUCCGGUUGAAGCAAAGAAGCAAACAUUUUCAUCCUUCCAAGAUUUGCUGGCUACCUCUGAAAAACCUGUGUUGGUUGACUUUUAUGCAACCUGGUGCGGACCUUGUCAAUUUAUGGCACCCAUCCUCAACGAAGUCAGUAUUACGCUGAAUGACAAGAUCCAGGUUGUGAAAAUUGACACAGAGAAGUAUCCUAGCAUUGCUGAUAAAUAUAACAUACAAGCAUUGCCUACUUUCAUCAUAUUUAAGGAUGGAGAGCCAUUUGACCGCUUUGAGGGUGCUAUGACUGCAGAUCAGCUUGUCGAACGAAUAGAAACUACUUUGAAAGUUAAGUAGGAGACAGCUUCUCAGGUUGAACUGAGAAGCUGAUCGAUUCAGCCGCAUUGCAAGAAAUAUGGAUUUUAUGAAGAAAGGCACUGGAUGUUCCUCUGCUUUUUAUUUUUUGUAUGUAACUGGUUUGUACUAACAAAAAAGUGAGACUUGUUCACCCGGUUGGCGUAGUCGUGCGGAUAAAGCUUAGUGAAAACAAUUUUACGAUGUCAGUUUCUGUUGUGAUAUACACAUCGACAUCAGUUGCAUUCGAUUGAAAUUCAUGAUUUGGAAAAAUUAAUGAAAUUUUGUGGACAUUCAUUUCA